Messenger RNA from Tarenaya hassleriana, 1044 nucleotides. Its product is annotated as mitochondrial import inner membrane translocase subunit TIM23-1. Gene Ontology annotation, biological process: protein import into mitochondrial matrix. The transcript has a single exon. Lineage: Eukaryota; Viridiplantae; Streptophyta; Magnoliopsida; Brassicales; Cleomaceae. Gene Ontology annotation, molecular function: transmembrane protein transporter activity. The record is from RefSeq and is a predicted model, not a curated record. Gene Ontology annotation, cellular component: TIM23 mitochondrial import inner membrane translocase complex; mitochondrial inner membrane. Bases 171 to 734 code for a protein of 187 amino acids.
AUUAUGUAGCACGCCAAGCGCAAGCGGCAUAAGAAAAAUGGGAAUCGUGUGAGAACGAGUCUCAACGAUGAACUAAUAAAGAAGAAUUUUCUAUGAACCCUAAAAACAUUCCAAGCUCCACCAAGCACUAACCCUAAACCCUACAAGAAGACUUUUUUUUUCCUUCUCCAAUGGCGGCGAACCAAAGCUCGGACCAUGAAUCCGAUCAAAGUAUGCGCCUUUACAACCCUUACCAGAACUACGAGCUCCCUGCCAAAGCACAGUACCUCUACAAGCUUCCUACUUCGCCGGAGUUCCUCUUCACCGAGGAGUCUCUCCGUCAGCGACGAUCCUGGGGCGAGAAUCUCACGUUCUACACCGGUACGGGUUACCUCGGCGGCUCCAUCGCCGGCGCUUCCGCCGGAUUGUAUUCCGCCGUCAGGAACUUCGAAUCCGGCGACACGACUAAGCUGAAAAUCAACAGGGUUCUUAACUCCUCGGGUCAAUCGGGCCGCGCUUGGGGUAAUCGUGUAGGUAUUAUCGGGCUGAUCUACGCCGGGAUAGAGAGCGGUGUUGUGGCGGCGACGGAUAGGGACGAUGUGUGGACGAGCGUUGUGGCGGGGCUGGGGACCGGAGCGGCCUACAAGGCAGCGCGCGGGGUGAGGUCUGCGGCGGUGGCCGGUGCUCUGGGCGGAUUAGCGGCGGCGGCGGCGGUGGCGGGGAAGCAAGCAUUGAAGCGGUAUGUGCCCAUAUGAACGGAGGCGGCGAAAGUGAGUCUAAUUCCGAGAUUUGCUGUUGUUUCGAAAGUUUUGUUGGGGAGAUUGAGAAAUCUGAAGGGCAUCUCUCUCUAUGUCGGAGUAGAAUCAUAAAAAAAUGAAAGCUUUGUGGUUUCGAGGAGCGUAAGUUGAGAUGAGAUGCCAUAAGGAUUGACGAAAUAAGUUGAUACUCUAUAUAAUGAUAAAAGGUUGGUCUGUGUGUAGAUUGUUGCCAUCAUCAUAUUGGUUGCUUGUAUUAGGUUAACUUAACUUCCCUUUUUCCACAUCCAUAACAUGGUUUGCUCAUCUA